Messenger RNA from Colletotrichum orchidophilum, 612 nucleotides. RefSeq lists its product as uncharacterized. NCBI's taxonomy places the organism in Eukaryota, Fungi, Ascomycota, Sordariomycetes, Glomerellales, Glomerellaceae. The transcript has 3 exons. The coding region runs from base 1 to 612 and encodes 203 amino acids. The record is from RefSeq and is a predicted model, not a curated record.
AUGCUUUUAGCAGAGGAGCCCGCGACGCUCAUCUCGCACACAAUCGACAACUUCAACAUCCAACCAGACAAGCAAGCCAUCGCGCGCAUCAAUGAGUCCCUCUCCACCCUCCAGCAGGCCCGCGAGCUACGCCUCCGCGAGGCAGAGAACGCCCUCAAAAAACUCUCCCGCCAACUAAACACAAUGUCCUCCCAACACGCCGAACUAACCGCAUCCCACUCCUCAACCGCCCACGCCUCGGAAAUAGCCCGCCUCGACACCACAAAAUUCCGCACCGCCAAAGCCGCAUCCGACGCCGAAAUGGAGGCAGAGCGCCUCGCCCAGCAGGCCGCCGACCUCAACGCCCGCCUCCAGGAGCUCGAGAUCCAGGGGCUCGACGGCUCCGCCGACGACCAGGCUCGCCGCCGCGACCCCGUCGACGACGAGGUCCUCUUGCGUCUCAAGGUCUACCGCAGCCUCGGCAUCGAGAUUGAGCGCGACGGAAAGGACGGGACGGGCGAGUUUACGCGCGCUGUGGUGAGAAAUGAUCGCAAGGGCGACGUGCAUGUCGUCAAUAUGGACAAAAAGUUUUCGAAAUUCUUUUACGCCAACUACUUCUGGCAGACUUUGUAA